ACAAUUCUUCUCAAACAACUGCCUUCCCCACAACCCACUACCUCAAAAUCCACUGCCUCUCUCAUCUGUCUCUCUCCACUCUCUUCAAAAAUGCGGAUGAGCUGCAAUGGCUGUCGCGUUCUCAGAAAGGGUUGCAGCGACAAUUGCAGCAUCAGACCCUGUUUGCAAUGGAUCAAGAACCCAGAAUCUCAAGCCAAUGCUACUGUCUUCCUCGCCAAGUUCUAUGGUCGGGCUGGUCUCAUGAACCUCGUUAACGCAGGCCCCGAACAUCUUCGUCCAGCGAUCUUUCGUUCCUUGUUAUACGAGGCAUGCGGUCGGAUAGUCAACCCGAUUUACGGUUCGGUCGGUUUGUUAUGGUCUGGGAGCUGGCAGCUCUGUCAAGCCGCCGUUGAAAACGUCUUGAAAGGCGCGCCCAUCACUCCGAUCACCUCCGAAGCCGCGGCGAGCGGCCGGGGCCCACCGCUCAAGGCCUACGACAUACGCCACGUCUCCAAAGACGAGAACUCCGCCGCCUCCAACGAGACUCAGCAACAACAGCAGCGGGUCAAGACUCGGUCAAGAGUGAAGCGACCCGCCGCCGCCGCCACCGCCAAGCCCAAAUCCACCCACGAAAACAACAAGGAAUCGGGUUCGGGCGAACCGGGUUUCGUGGUGACGAGCGAGUGGACCGAGGAGGCGUUGAACCGGUCCGGGAGUCACGAUUCGUCGCUGAGCCAUCAAUCAGAGGCGGCGAAUGCGGUGGAAAGCGAGAGCAUGGUGUCGGUGGAGACGGCGGAGACUUCGAACCUCUUUCGCGACGAACCGGAGUCGCACCCGAAACGCGUCGACCGAAGCGAGGAGGGGGGUGAGCAUGUUGGGUUGGAGCUUACGCUGGGGUUUGAACCGGCCUCACGUGCGGUUCACGUGGUUCCGGUGAAGAAGAGAAGGAUUGAGUUGAAGGAGUUUAGUGGGUCGGCUCAGAGUGGCUCGUGCAAGAUGGAGCUGGGGCUUGAGUACUCGGCUUGAGGGAUCUUAGCUCGCCUUCUCUUGCCUCAGUUUUGACUCCAUCGGCUUUCUGUGUUUGAUAAACAAGAGAUCAUAAUUCAGAACCCUUUUCUUGUUCUUUUUAAUUACUUUUCUUUUUCUUUUUCUUUUUUUUUUAUUUGGGUUUGUUAACCCCUUUUUUCUUCUUCUUUUUCUUCUGUCUGUUGUGAAUGCGGUACUCUACAAACUCAAACGCGAAUGGUAAGUAGAUCAAAAUUGAAAAGAGGCAUUUGAAACUGAAA
Messenger RNA from Cajanus cajan (pigeon pea), 1265 nucleotides. Its product is annotated as LOB domain-containing protein 41. Gene Ontology annotation, biological process: regulation of gene expression. The record is from RefSeq and is a predicted model, not a curated record. Lineage: Eukaryota; Viridiplantae; Streptophyta; Magnoliopsida; Fabales; Fabaceae.